Molecule: messenger RNA, 1357 nt
Organism: Vigna angularis (adzuki bean)
Lineage: Eukaryota; Viridiplantae; Streptophyta; Magnoliopsida; Fabales; Fabaceae
Product: probable mannitol dehydrogenase 1
Exons: 5
Coding region: 101-1192 (363 amino acids)
Biological process (GO): lignin biosynthetic process
Molecular function (GO): zinc ion binding; cinnamyl-alcohol dehydrogenase activity
Source: RefSeq, a predicted model, not a curated record
GUCACUGCUCUGCAAGGUGUCACGUCACUGCGACGAGGGUCCAAGAGUAAAGAAGAGGGUUGAGGAAGAGCUUGAGAGUAGAAGAAAAAGAAAAGAAAUCAUGGCAGAAUCUGCAAAAUCUCCACAAACUGAACUUCCUCACAGAGCUUUUGGGUGGGCUGCUACAGACACUUCUGGGACCCUUUCGCCCUUUCAUUUUACCAGAAGGGAAAACGGCGUUGACGACGUCACCGUCCAGAUUCUGUUUUGCGGGGUUUGCCAUUCUGAUCUUCACACUGUCAAAAACGACUGGGGUUUCACCACUUACCCUGUCGUUCCAGGGCAUGAAAUUGUUGGUGUUGUGACAAAAGUUGGAAAUAAUGUGAAAUACUUUAAAGCGGGUGAUAAAGUGGGAGUUGGUGUUAUAGUGGAGUCUUGCAAGGAAUGUGAAUGUUGCCAACAGGAUUUAGAGAAUUACUGUCCCCGCCCUGUGUAUACCUAUAAUUCUCCUUAUUAUGAUGGGACACGAACCCAAGGUGGUUAUUCUAACAUUGUGGUUGUCAACCAGCGUUAUGUGCUCCGAUUUCCUGACAACUUACCCCUUGAUGCUGGUGCUCCACUGCUGUGUGCGGGGAUAACUGUGUAUAGCCCUAUGAAAUAUUAUGGGAUGACAGAGCCUGGCAAACAUCUGGGAGUGGCAGGGCUAGGUGGGUUAGGCCAUGUUGCAGUCAAAAUUGGUAAGGCCUUUGGGCUGAAAGUUACUGUCAUUAGUGGAUCUCCAAACAAGGAAGCUGAGGCAGUUGACACACUCGGGGCUGAUUCUUUCGUUCUUUCCUCAGACCCUGCAAAAAUGAAGGCUGCUAUGGGAACCAUGGACUAUAUCAUAGACACAAUUUCUGCUGUUCAUUCGCUGAGUCCACUGCUUGGUCUGCUGAAGCUGAAUGGGAAGCUAGUUACUGUAGGGUUGCCUAACAAGCCUCUUGAGGUGCCUAUCUUCCAAAUAGCCGCAGGAAGGAAGCUUGUAGGGGGGAGCAACUUUGGAGGGAUCAAGGAAACCCAGGAAAUGCUUGAUUUCUGCGGAAAGCACAACAUAACUGCAAAUAUCGAGCUGAUUAAGAUGGACCAAAUCAACACUGCCAUGGAAAGGCUUGGAAAAGGUGAUGUGAAAUAUCGCUUUGUGAUUGAUGUGGCCAACUCUUUCUCAAGUUUGUAGAAGAACAUGCGCAAGCGUGUCACCUUACAUGUCUGGCACCUUAGAUUUGUCUCGGUAUCUUAAGAAUAAUUAACAUUGGCUUUGGUAUCUUAAGAAUAGUUAAGAUUGGCCUUGUUCCAGAACAUCCUCUCUUCAAUAAUAUUACCUUUUUGGGUUUCCAAUUUA